Molecule: messenger RNA, 2394 nt
Organism: Zophobas morio
Lineage: Eukaryota; Metazoa; Arthropoda; Insecta; Coleoptera; Tenebrionidae
Product: general transcription and DNA repair factor IIH helicase subunit XPB-like
Exons: 20
Coding region: 18-2312 (764 amino acids)
Biological process (GO): nucleotide-excision repair; transcription initiation at RNA polymerase II promoter
Cellular component (GO): transcription preinitiation complex; nucleotide-excision repair factor 3 complex; transcription factor TFIIH holo complex
Molecular function (GO): DNA binding; 3'-5' DNA helicase activity; ATP binding
Source: RefSeq, a predicted model, not a curated record
UUCCUUUUUGGUUUUUAAUGGCAAAAAGGACUUUUGGUGAAGAAUUAGACUCAUAUUCUGAAUACAAGGAAGAGGACAAUUAUAAUCUUUUAUUACCAAAAGCCGCCGAACUCGCCUUCGAAGAUAAUACAGCAAAUUUAGAGAAGACAAGCUGUGACGAUGAGUGUAGCCAAUUUUUUGAACGUGAUUUUGCAAGAAUUGCGCCUGUGUGCGACUCUGCCGAUCGACCGAUAUGGCUUUCUCCUGAUGGCAAAAUUUAUGUUGAAACCUUUUCGCCUCUUUAUAAAUCAGCGAAAGAUUUUCUUAUAGCUAUCGCUGAACCGGUGUGCCGCCCUACUUUUAUACAUGAAUACAAGUUAACGCCGUAUUCGUUGUAUGCUGCGGCGAGUAUUGGCCUUGAGACGGACGAUAUUCUAAAGUAUUUAGAACAGCUUUCCAAAAUUCCAAUAUCCGAUCGAGUCAAGACGCUCAUCCGCUCCGUCACUGACACGUACGGAAAAGUACGACUGGUGCUGAAGGGCAAGCGCUAUUAUAUCGAGAGUUCCUACGUGCGUGAACUACAGCGGUUGCUACGUGAACCCGUCAUUAUUGAUGCCAGAGUCGUGCAUUCCACAGAGCCAGAAAAAUUGGCUUUUGAGGAAUUGAACAAAUUAGAUUGCGAUCAAAAUAUUAAAGUCAGGCCUGCUGUGGAGAAUUCGAAAGCUCAGGUGCCUUUAAGGACAGUCCUUACUGAAGAUGAUGCUCUUGAAGAGGAAAACGAACAGCUUUUUUCUUUUGAAAUUUUAAAAGAGAAGCUUGCAAUUGUUAAACAAAAGUGUAUUGAAAUCGACAUUCCUCUUGUCGAGGAGUACGAUUUUAAGAACGACUUCAACACGCCAAGUCUUUCUUUAGAUCUAAAGCCGACGACUGUUCUACGACCGUAUCAAGAAGCGAGUUUGGCUAAGCUUUUCGGCAAUGGCAGAAGCCGCAGUGGGAUAAUAGUACUCCCAUGUGGGGCAGGAAAGACUCUCACUGGCGUCACCGUGGCUUGCACCAUUAAAAAGAGCACGCUCGUCUUGUGCACCUCUGCAGUGGCUGUGGAUCAGUGGGCCAGCCAGUUUCUUCUGUGGUCCCGUGUUAACCCGAACAAAGUCAUUAAGUUUAUUUCAGGCGACCGCACUCAGGACCUGCCUUUUCCUUCUGUAUGCAUAACGACUUAUCACAUGCUCGCUAAGCAAGGUGCCAUCUCUUACGAACGACUGAAAAUGAUGAAUUUUAUAAGCAGCAACCAGUGGGGGCUUCUUAUCAUGGACGAAGUGCACGUGGUACCCGCUGCGAUGUUUCGGAAGGCCAUGGAACGCAUAUCUUGUCACUGUAAGGUGGGCCUUACCGCUACGCUUGUGCGUGAAGAUGAAAAAACUACUGAUCUAAAUUACUUGAUUGGCCCUAAGUUAUAUGAGGCCAACUGGUUGGAGCUGCAAAACAGCGGCUACAUCGCUAAAGUCCAGUGCUCGGAGGUUUGGUGCCCCAUGAGUCCCUGCUUUUUUGAUGAGUAUUUGAAUCUCGCUAACAAGGAAAAACGCCUUUUACUUUGGACAAUGAAUCCUAACAAGUAUCGCGCUUGUGAGAUUCUCAUUAAACGUCACGAGCGUCUUGGCCACAAAAUAAUUGUUUUUAGCGACUGUGUUUUCGCGUUGGAACACUACGCUAAAACUUUUAAAGCUCCUUACAUCUACGGAAAAACAUCGCAGCGAGACAGAAAGCACAUCCUAGACAGAUUUAUGACGCAACAGAACAUCAGCACCCUUUUUUUAUCAAAAAUUGGCGAUAACUCUAUCGACUUGCCAGAUGCCAACGUACUAAUACAAAUUUCCUCGCACUUCGGAGCACGUCGUCAGGAAGCACAGCGCUUGGGAAGAAUCUUGCGGAAAGGUAGAAAGAAGACGUGCGAAUUCAGUGAAUAUAACGCUUUUUUCUAUGAUAUUGUCUCAUGCGACACACGCGAAAUGUAUUACGCUUCUAAAAGGCAGCAGUUUCUUGUAGAUCAGGGCUAUGCAUUUCAAAUUAUUACAAAAUUGGAAGGGAUGGACGAUCCUGAGUUGUUAUUCUCUUCUGAAGAAGAUCAGUUACGACUGCUUGAAAUUGUCCUGGCAGCCAAGGACGAGGAUGCUCUGGAAGAGCUCGGUGAUAACGAUGACUUUAUUACAGACAGCACAAUCUUUAAGAAAAAAAGUAAACUGUCCAGCUACAGCGGGGCUUCUGGCCAGUACGGUGAAAGGAAAAGCGGUGGAACUUCCCUGCUGAAAAGGCUUCAACGAAAAUACAAGCCUUAACGGCUUCGGAUUUUAAUUUUUUAUGUGUAGUAAUUUAUGAGUCGCUAUGGCGGCCAAAUAAUAAAGUUAAUAAGUUUAUUAA